CUUGCUUCUUAUUAGCUUUAGCGUGGCAAAAUCAAAGACUCUUCCCAGUCAAACCUAAACCACGAAUUCCAUAUAUCAUUCGAAAGUAAACAUUUUAUUUACUUACACACACACACUCAUUUAUAACACCUUCUCCUGCCUCUUUCUCUGGACAUAAAAUUUCCCACUUCACACAAUCGCCUUCCUUAUAUAUGGACAUGAUUUUCUCUUCAUCUGUGGCUUUGUUGAAUGCUCGUAAUGGAAUUACUAGCCAAGUUGGAUUGUUUUGGCAGCAAACUAGAGCUCCUUUGAUUGUGCCAUUGUUAAGAAUAGUGUUGUUUGUGUGUUUGGCCUUAUCGUUUAUGUUAUUUGUGGAGAGGCUUUAUAUGGGCAUUGUUAUAGCUUUUAUAAAGUUGGUAAGGAGAAAACCAGAGAAAAAGUACAAAUGGGAGCCAAUGAAAAAGGAUGAUUUGGAGUUGGGAAAUUUUUCUUAUCCUGUGGUUUUAGUGCAAAUACCAAUGUACAAUGAAAAAGAGGUUUAUCAGUUAUCAAUUGGAGCUGCCUGUAGCCUUUCAUGGCCAGCAAAUAGAAUCUUUAUCCAAGUCCUUGAUGAUUCUACUGACCCUGCAAUUAAGGCUUUGGUGGAGCAAGAGUGCAGGAGAUGGGCAAGCAAAGGUAUUAACAUAAAGUAUGAGAUAAGAGACAAUAGGAAAGGGUAUAAAGCUGGAGCUCUCAGAGAAGGAAUGAAGCACAGUUAUGUGAACCUGUGUAGUCAUGUGGCCAUCUUUGAUGCUGAUUUUCAGCCCGAGCCUGAUUUCUUGGAGCGCACCAUCCCUUUUCUUGUACAUAACCCUGAUAUUGGACUCGUUCAAGCUCGUUGGGAAUUUGGCACUGCUGGAGUAUGGAGAAUGGCAGCUCUUAAUGAAGCAGGAGGAUGGAAAGACAGAACAACUGUUGAAGACAUGGAUUUAGCUGUCCGAGCCGGUCUCAAUGGCUGGAAAUUUGUCUAUGUUGGUGACCUUAAGGUGAAAAAUGAAUUGCCAAGUACUUUUAAGGCGUAUCGCUAUCAGCAACACAGAUGGUCUUGUGGACCUGCUAAUCUUUUCAGAAAAAUGGCCAAGGAAAUUGCAACUAAUAAGAAAGUCUCUGUAUGGAAGAAAUUUUAUCUGAUUUACAGCUUCUUCUUUGUCCGAAAGAUCAUAGCACACAUUGUGACGUUCGCCUUGUAUUGUGUUGUUAUGCCUGCAACCGUUUUCGUCCCUGAAGUGGAAGUGCCUAAAUGGGGAUCUAUUUAUAUUCCUUCAGCUAUUACUCUUCUCAAUGUACUUGGCUCUACAAGAUCAAUGUACUUGGUCGUUUAUUGGAUCCUAUUUGAGAAUGUAAUGUCCCUCCAUCGGACAAAAGCAACGUUCGUCGGCCUGUUUGAGUCAGGAAGAGUCAAUGAAUGGAUUGUGACAGAGAAAUUGGGAGAUGCUCUCAAGACAAAAAUGGGCUCAAAAGCAUCCAGAAAACUUCGUUUUCGAGUUGGAGAAAGGGUACAUGUUCUUGAGCUUUUUGUCGGAUUGCACCUCUUGUUUUGUGGGUGGUACGACUUUUCUUUUGGGAAGAGUAGGUUCUACGUAUACCUCUUCCUCCAAGCUGCAGCAUUUUUCGUUGUUGGAUUUGGCUAUGUUGGUGUGUUUGUUCCCAAUUCUUAGUCUGGAUUUGAACUUCUUUUUGGUAAAAAUUUAAGUUAUAUUGUAAAAUUAUGAUAAGUAGCAUCAAAUUCUUUUACAUCGAUGCGUAUAAGCAGCUAUGCGCCUGCUUUGAUUUAAUGUUCUUUUUGUUCUUUUGUCCUUUCUCCUGUAUAGUCAAUAAGCCAUAAGUGAAAUACCAAAAGGAUUGCUGGGUUUCUAAGUUCUAACCCAAAAUAA
Molecule: messenger RNA, 1892 nt
Organism: Nicotiana tabacum (common tobacco)
Lineage: Eukaryota; Viridiplantae; Streptophyta; Magnoliopsida; Solanales; Solanaceae
Product: glucomannan 4-beta-mannosyltransferase 9
Cellular component (GO): Golgi apparatus
Molecular function (GO): mannan synthase activity
Source: RefSeq, a predicted model, not a curated record